AUUCGUCAGAUUUGUUGAGCUCUCUUGUUUAUCUCUUUCUCAUAUUUGUAAUUAUUGUUUUGGGCCUAAAGCCACUGCUUGCUUUAGGGUUGAGCCGCCCUUGCAACCAUGAAGAGCCGGUCUCACCGGCUUCCCGUUGCAAACCCACAGGAUGACUGGAUUGAUGGUUCAUGGACAGUGGAUUGUGUGUGUGGUGUCAAUUUUGAUGAUGGAGAGGAGAUGGUGAAUUGCGACGAGUGCAGUGUGUGGGUACAUACCCGUUGUGUGCGGUAUGUCAAGAGUGAGAAGUUAUUUGCAUGUGAUAAGUGUAAGAAUAAAGCCACCACGAAUAAUAGCGAAGAAACUGAGGUUGCUCAGCUGCUUGUUGAGUUGCCCACCAAGACUUUGACCAUGAAUUCUCCAUAUCCUAACACUCUCCCUAUCCGUAGCCCCUUUAGACUUUGGACUGAUUUGCCAAUGGAAGAAAGGGUUCACAUGCAAGGUGUCCCCGGUGGCGAUCCAGCUUUGUUUUCUGGGUUAUCAUCUGUAUUUGGUCGUGAAUUGUGGAAAUGCAGGGGUUAUGUUCCCAAAAUCUUUAAUUUUAAAUAUAGCGAAUUUCCUUGUUGGGAUAAUGAAACAAGGGACGCCCAUGAUAAUACCAGUGACAAAAGCAAUGAGAUGAUUACUGGUAAUGGUGCUGGUGCUUUAUUCUCACUGUCAAAGGAAAGCUGCUUGUUUGCACCAGUGGUUAACCCUGUUUCCGAGAAGCAUGUUCUUGAGUCCAACAAUGCUAUGGAUUCAGAUGCUACUACUCACUCAACCAAUGAUAUGAAGAAGGACACAGGUUUAUUGGGUCCUAGCAUGAUACAAGGCAACAAGAGUACCAAAGAAGACUGUGGGAUGUCCAAGGAUCAAAGUGGUAAGAAGAAGUCUAAGAUCCUUGAAAAGGAAGGCUAUCUUAAGAAAGAUGCACAUGCUUCUAGACCAGACAGAGGCCCCAUGUCUGUCAAGACAGAUAUUCAGAGAACAAAAUUUGGAAAUUCAGGGGAAGUUUUGGCUGCUGUUGACAUUUUGAAAGGACCUCGUGUACUGGACCAUGACACUACAAGCUAUUCUGACAUUCCAACUUCAAAUGAGCGCUUUUCAAAAGCUGCAUCUUAUGAUGUAUCUAAAUGCUGCUCAACAAGUGAAGCACAUCCCCGAGAAGACAGGAUUAGAAACCACAUUUCUGCUAGGGUUGAGGACUCUCCUAUGGAGAAUGAUGGAGCAGUAACAAAUUUAGAGCGGAGUGAUUCUGCUAGUUUACCUAUGACAGAAGAGGUUGUUACUAAUGUUACCAACAAUAAGGAAGAGGUUGCUGUUUUAUGUCUUGGAACUGAAUCACAAAUGGCGGAGCCCAUGGUAGAAAAUGUUGCAUGUCUUGUCCCUAGCAUUAAAAGGCAGCCAAAUAUUGAAAGUUCAAGUGAUAACAAGGUUAUUUGCUCUUCAAAACUUGAGGUUAAAUUGGAAACCGAAGUCCAUGCUGAUCCUGCAGCCCUUGAAAAUCAACGUUUACUUCCAAGCGAGGGUAAGUUGGAUAUAACAAAAUCAUUGGCAAAACCUGCAGGGACAUCUUCAGGAUGCUUGUCUGAAAAAACUGGAGUAAAUAUUACCACUAUAGUCAAUUCGGAAAAUAGUGACUGUAAAUUAGAGGAAGGCAGUAGAAAGGUAAUGAUUGGUGGUAAUAAUACAACUAAUACUGAUGAAUCACCCAGUGCACUCUGUCAAUCUAAUCAAGAACCUAAGAUCUCUGAAGUUACAGUUGGAGCAAGAAAGAGUUCAGGACACAAACAAAGUUCAAAACCUGCUGAAGAGGCACCUAGAUCAAGCUUAGCAGUUGCGACUUCGUUGUCAGCUCCAAAUCACCGUAAAGUAGUUCUAUCCAUGGGAAAAUCGUCUUCAGGUACAACAAAAUCUUCUGCUCCUGAGAGUCGAAUAUUCUCGAAAGCUCAUAAUCAUGAUUCUAAUGGUAAACCGAGGGGAAUGUCUGGGAGCAAUCUGAGUAAUAAAAGAGAGAGUUCGUCAAUGGAUGCUGGUAGGGAUGAAGAGAGGCGUGAAAGACCAAAGAAAAUGUUGAAAGAGCUCCCAAAGUCAUCAGUUGGUUCAGCAUCAAAGACAUUGCAGUCGACCAAGCUCUCUCAUGCUCCAGUGAAGAAAACAUUAUCAGAAGCAAAGGAUUCAGUCCCCAAUUCUUCUGCUAAGACAUCAACUGUGCGUAGUAACCCUGCUAGUGCACGCUCUGCAGAGUCUUCUAGCUCACUGCAAAGUGAGAGUGCGGCACACAUUCAGAAUAAAGCUGCAGGUACACAUUUGACACAAAAAUGCGAGAAGACAAACCAGCCAAGUUGCCAGCCAUCUUCUAAAGUGAAUACACACCUGAUGCAUCCUCCGUCUUCAUCAUCUCCUGCAGCACUAAGUGAUGAAGAGCUUGCUCUACUGCUUCAUCAAGAACUUAAUAGUUCUCCUAGAGUUCCUCGAGUGCCACGGAUGCGUCAUGCUGGUAGCUUACCUCAGUUAACCUCUCCAACAUCUACAAGUAUGCUAAUGAAGCGAACAUCUAGCGGUGGAGGAAAAGAUCAUGGUUUGACAUCUAGGAAAAAGUCAAAGGACAUAGGCAAAGAUGGUGCAAACUGUUCUCAGGAGGUGGUUCAGGAAACUAAGAAAUCUGAAAGAUCAAUUUCCCUUGGUUGUAGAAGAGAAGAAGAUUCUAUUAUUAAGAGAGAAGGAGACGCUGGAUCAGCAAAAAGUGUGCAGUCUCUGAAGAAGAGUCACACACUUACGUCCAAUACUACUGCAAGUAGUAGUUUAUGUUCCCCAAAUGAGGUAAAUGAGCAGAACCUUUCCGCAAUGCACAAUUCACCAAGUGCAGCUGCUGCUGCUGCUGAUGCAAAAGUGGUUGACUAUCCUUCACAUCAGACAUUACCAGGCUUGAUUGCUGAGAUUAUGAGCAAAGGUCAAAGAAUGACUUAUGAAGAGCUCUGCAAUGCAGUUCUUCCGCACUGGCCGAACUUGAGGAAGCACAAUGGAGAACGUUAUGCAUAUGCAAGUCACUCUCAGGCUGUCCUUGAUUGCUUGCGGAACCGAAGUGAAUGGUCUCGCCUGGUUGAUCGGGGUCCCAAGACGAGUACAAAUAGGAAGAGACGCAAGCUUGAUGUUGAUUCCCAAUUUACUGAAUCGGAGGAUAAUGAAGAUUGCAUGGAUAGAGCUGCAAAAGAUGUCAGGAACAAGACUUUUGAAUCAAAACAGGAAGAGUUUCCCAAAGGCAAGAGGAAGGCAAGAAAGCGCAGGCGAUUGGCUCUUCAAGGAAGAGGCAUAAAGGAUGUGAGGAGGCGGCAUAGGGCUGAGGUUUUCAGUGAUGAGGAGAUUGGCUCAUCCUCUGAAUCUGGCAGAGACAGCAUGUUCAGCGAAGAUGAGGUACAAGGUGGUGAGAUUUCUCCUACUGGAAAUGACGCCUCUGCUAGCUCUGAUGAGAGAGCUACCAUGUCAUAAUUUGUGUUAGGUGUUUUUUUGUUGGUUGGGG
Molecule: messenger RNA, 3538 nt
Organism: Solanum verrucosum
Lineage: Eukaryota; Viridiplantae; Streptophyta; Magnoliopsida; Solanales; Solanaceae
Exons: 9
Coding region: 109-3507 (1132 amino acids)
Source: RefSeq, a predicted model, not a curated record